Molecule: messenger RNA, 3142 nt
Organism: Anopheles stephensi (Asian malaria mosquito)
Lineage: Eukaryota; Metazoa; Arthropoda; Insecta; Diptera; Culicidae
Gene: KLHL18
Product: kelch-like protein 18
Exons: 4
Coding region: 359-2233 (624 amino acids)
Molecular function (GO): protein binding
Source: RefSeq, a predicted model, not a curated record
GGUGUGUGUAUUUGUUUAUUUUCUUGGUUCCCCUUCAAGUUCAGCUCAUUUUUUCUUCCAAAGUGAUUUUUGCCUGUUUUGCUAUCGCGCUGGUGUUUUGGUGAAUUAAAACACGCAAUUUUAAUCGCAUUCGACGCAUUUUUAUAGCCAUCGUUAUGUACAGCUAGCUAGUCUCGGUUCCGAGUGGAAAAAUCACUACCGCACACAGCUACGGUUGUUGGAAAGCUCCAUUUUCUUGCUUGCAAAAUCUCUCACCAGCUGUUACACAUUACGCUCGUAAUAAAAGUAAUAAAAAGUGCAGCCCCAUCAACCAUCCUCCCCCACAGUACAGUUCGGCGUAAAUUAUCAAUGUGAAAGCAUGUCCUCGUCACCAUCCAGCCUGGAGGACGGUGUGAGACUACUGGGCACGGUGCAGCGAUGUGAUAGCGGCCGAAAAUCGCUCUCAGGCACCUUCGGCAACGGUAGCAACGGUGGUGCCGGACCGAGCAAAAUGAUCGAGAUGCUGCCAGCGGAACUGUCCGAAACGGAGGACAACUCGUACAUGUACUUCCGGCAGGAGGGUUUGUUUGCAAACAGCUUCCCCAAGAUGAAAGAAAUCCGUCGAAUGGGGAAGCUGUGCGAUGUAACGCUGAAGGUGGAUUCACUCUCAUUUUCGGCACACCGUAUCGUACUGGCCGCAACGAUUCCUUACUUUUACGCAAUGUUCACACACAACAUGGCCGAGAGCCGGAUCAAAGAAAUCACCAUGAAGGAAAUCGAACCAAUGGCACUGGAAAGUUUAAUCAACUUCGCGUACAGUGGUCUAGUCAAAAUCGAUACCCAAAACGUGCAGAGCCUCAUGGUCGGAGCAUCCUUCCUGCAGCUGAAUGAAGUGCGGGAUGCGUGUGCUAAAUUUCUCAAGCGCAAGUUCCAUCCACAGAACGUGCUGGGCAUUCGACAGUUUGCCGAUACACUCGGUUGCUCGAAGCUGAUCGUUUCCGCCGAUCGUUACAUCCACCAGCACUUCUCGAAGGUGGCCAACGGGGACGAGUUCGUCGCGCUAAGCUACAGCGAGCUGAUCGACGUGAUAAGCCGCGACGAGCUGAACGUGAAGAGCGAAGAGUGCAUCUUCGAGGCAUGCAUGCGCUGGGUAAAACACGACCAAGAAACUCGGUCCGAGUAUCUGCCGCUCAUCCUGGCCAACAUUCGGCUGCCGUUGCUCUCGCCCCAAUUCCUCGCGGACAAUGUAGCGACGGAAGAGCUGAUCAAAACAUCACACAAAUGCCGCGAUCUGCUCGACGAGGCAAGAGAUUUUCAUCUGAUGCCGGAGAGAAGGGCACUCGUGUCGACUACCCGCACACGGCCCCGCUGCUUUGACUUUGUCGUUGGACUAAUCUUUGCCGUCGGCGGGCUGACGAAGAACGGCGAGUCGGUCAGCACGGUCGAGAUCUACAAUCCGGCCACGAAGGAGUGGAACAUGGGCGAAGCGAUGACGAUGCUACGAUCGCGCGUCGGAGUUGCCGUUACCAACGGGAAACUGUACGCGUUCGGCGGUUUCAACGGAACGGCACGGCUUUCGACGGUAGAAAUCUACGAUCCACGGCAGCACCGUUGGUCCCAGGGCACGGCUAUGCGCUGCAAACGGAGUGCUGUCGGUGUGGCGGCGCUGGAAGACUACGUGUACGUGUGCGGUGGGUACGACGGUGUGACGAGCCUCAGCACGGUCGAGCGAUACCACCCGCGGACCGAUACCUGGAGCUCGGUGGCACCAAUGAUGAAGUACCGUUCGGCCGGUGGCGUUGCCGCACUCGGCGGUUACGUGUACGCGCUGGGCGGACACGAUGGACUCUCCAUCUUCGACACCGUCGAACGGUACGAUCCGUUCAUCGACACAUGGACCAAGGUGGUGUCGAUGCUUAACCGGCGCUGCCGGCUUGGGGUGGCCACCCUCGGCAACAAGCUGUACGCUUGCGGUGGCUACGACGGUAACUCCUUCCUACGCUCGGUGGAAGUUUACGAUCCGGUGAAGAACAGCUGGUCGCUUAUCGCGCCGAUGAACGUGAAGCGUAGCCGGGUAGCGUUGGCCGCGAAUAUGGGCAAACUGUGGGCCAUCGGAGGGUACGACGGUGAGUCGAAUCUGUCCACCGUUGAGGUGUACGAUCCGAAAACCAACACCUGGACGUUUGUGGCACCGAUGAAACACCACGGCGGUGGUGUUGGAUGCGGUGUCAUACCGACUCCCUUCCAGGAUUAAAGUCCGCUGCAAAGCACCGGCAAAGCCACCGGUGGCACACCUUUCCCACUGCAAGGCUAAAGCUACCUCUUCCUCGUCAUCUGUACACCGUCACCCUUCUGGCGGUAAUCGAUACCUGCUGCAGGCCAAGAUUUCAUCCAAAAAACGUGUCUAGUGUCGCAAUCUUAUACACACAUCCAAUGUAUUUGCGCAAAUUAGGAUCUCGCGAUAUUCGUAAAAACAGAGUUCGUUCGUGUGUAGUAUUAGGGGUAAAAUGUAGCUAAUAACUCGAGGGAAGCUCAUACCGUGCACCUUUUAGCUGAAGAAGGAAGUGUUCCGCGUAAAUGAAUAAUGCCAUUGACACUGCGUUGGGAGCGGGGGUUGAGCAUGAUCUUACCGGUUUAUCUUUCAAACGUAUUAGCUCAACAAACCACACACGUUUCGAAUAUUAUUGCACUGUUUUGCUGUGUUUUUACCGCGGGGUUUCGGCCCGCCUGGUUAAAUAAAUGUUAUGGGAGGCGUACUCUAUUACUCAUCACGCGUUGUUGCUAACUAUUCCUGUUGUACCGUGUACGCGACUGUCUAUUGUAACUGGAACUUGCCCGCGAAAAAACAAAAACACAUCCUCAUACGAUUAAGUUUGCUGCAUUAGAGCAAAUAAAUGUUUUUACACACGCAAUCCGAGCGUUUGGUUUAAGUUAAUGUGCAAAAAUGCUGCUUUAUUGUUAUUAGUAUAGUUUUGUUAGCUGCUCUCUCUCUCUCUCUCUCUCUCUCUCUCUCUCUCUCUCUCUCUCUCUCUCUACUCUAAUCGAGGGUUGUUUUCAACAUCCACGCUUCACGAGUAGCACGAAUUAAAAUUAACCAAAAAUAUAUAGCUGAAUGAACCGAGGCUAGGGGCCCUAGAAUAAAGGAACGUACGUGUAAUUUUAA